AUGAAAAGAAAUUCUACAUCAUCCAGCUCAGAGAGACCUUCAAAAGGCGCAAAGCUAAAUGAAUGUACAGUAGCACCAACUCAAGAAGCGGAUUAUUCCAGCACAGUAAAUCAAGAAGGUGCCUCUUCUUCCUCAAGUAAACCAGGGCUUUUGAAAAAAGCACAACAAAAGGCUGAUAAGCAAAAUGCACUUUUAAAAUUCAAAACAGAGCAAAAGGCUCUAAAGGAAGUCAAAUGCCCCUCAUGUGGAUAA
Molecule: messenger RNA, 252 nt
Organism: Rhizopus microsporus ATCC 52813
Lineage: Eukaryota; Fungi; Mucoromycota; Mucoromycetes; Mucorales; Rhizopodaceae
Exons: 2
Coding region: 1-252 (83 amino acids)
Source: RefSeq, a predicted model, not a curated record